Melampsora larici-populina 98AG31 is the source of this 3457-nucleotide messenger RNA. RefSeq lists its product as uncharacterized. The transcript is spliced from 2 exons. Bases 265 to 3033 code for a protein of 922 amino acids. The record is from RefSeq and is a predicted model, not a curated record. Lineage: Eukaryota; Fungi; Basidiomycota; Pucciniomycetes; Pucciniales; Melampsoraceae.
AUCAAACAGCAUCACAAAAACAUAUCCUCAAAUUCUAAAUUGCCGGAGUUGUGUGGAUCUGAAGUCGCAGUGUUUCAGCGUCAGCCUUCCGACCCAAGUUUUGAACUUCUGACUUUCUGAAACAAAGUUGCUCACUGCGAGGGGUUAGCAGCAUGUUUUGGCGAUUGCCACCUUGCCUCGAAGUCGCUACGAUGCUGCCUAAAAUCACGAUCAACAGGCGCUCCGAGUCAGGCAUUAAGCACCUCGACAGUGGAUCUAUUCAACAUGAAGUCACUUCAGACUUUGGCCUUGAUGUUCAAUUGGCCCAUUUUACUGAACGCUAUGGACGUUUGGGGUUUAUCCAAGACCAUUAGUCAGCCUGUUCCAACCACGGAACACUAUCCAGACUCAUGGCCUCGCUUUGCAGGACCUGAAGAACAAGCACUUCAUCAUCAAGAAGUUUCCCAACUGGAAGGAAUAUAUCCGUUCAAUGUAUGGCACUCAUAUCCACAGACAGAACCUUCUUGGCUGGACACGCAGCUCUUCAACGCACAUCCCUCGGACGCCUAUAUAGAACACCUUGGAGAAGGGACACACCUUGAAGACCAGCUCGAGAGCCCUGGGGACUACCGCCAACCAAACCAGCUUCCAGGGUCCAAGGCACAGCCACAGUUGUGGCUCGACCUGCUCAGUGCAGACGACUUCGAUGGAGCUCUGCACAAUGAUGGCUUCCAUUCAAGUAGUCACUACGAUAGUGUUACAAGUCUCAGGCGUCACUCGGGAGUGCAAAAUAUCGACUCUCAUGACCCUCCGGCCGUCUGGACUGCACCUCACAUCCAGCUCUCCCAAUCAGUAUCAGGACACCACAUUCCUGCCGAGCAUUUGACUAGCUCUUCGGAGAAUGAGUUUGCUCAUAUCCUUGAGCAAAAUCACAGAAUUCAAACAUCUGUCGACGUUCACACCUCUAACAACCCACCACCGCCAAUCUUAGAUAGCACUUCGGGACUCGAUCUGCUCAGCGCAGGCGAUGGUGAAGCUCGACACCAUGAUGCCUUCCAUUCAACAGGUCCCUACAAUAGCUUCACGAGGCUCAAAGGUCACUCUGAAGUGCACAAUGAGUACCCGCAACAUUCUCCGGGCUUUUCCUAUGCACCGCACGUUCAUAUCUCGCAAUCGCCAUCAGACCACAGUAUUCCUACCGAGCAUCCGAUCGAUUUUCUGGAUAGUAAUCUUGCUCGUAUGCUUGAUGAAGAUGACAACUUUGAUACAUCUCUUUUCUCUCAGGCCUUUAACAAUGAGCCCACAGAAAUCCCACGCGACGCUUCAUGGCAACCCCCCCUUCCUCCAACAAGUUCUUCUGUAGCAAGCGGAAGAUGGCCUCUUGAUACCUUUAGGGAGAAUCGCGAUCAUGUCACUCAAGACACGACUCACAGCGCACAGCCCAAAUCAGCUAUUUCAGAUGCAAGGCCGGCGUCAGAGUUGUCUGAAACCCGGCUCAGAGGUCACUCGAAAGUGCACAAUGGAUAUACUCAUGAUCCUCUGGGCCUUUCCUAUGCACCGCACACCCAGAUCUCACAAUCGCCAUCAGGCCACAGUAUUCCUACCGAGAAUCCGAUUGAUUUUCUGGAUAGUAAUCUUGCUCAUAUGCUUGAUGAAGAUGACAACUUUGAUGCACCUUUUGGAUCUCAAACCUUUGACCAACCAAUCUUACAAGUGGCUUCCUCGCGACUCUCUGUUCCUCAGGUCAUUUCUUAUAUCUUGAACGGAGAACCGCCUCUUGAAACUUUCAAGGACACUUUCACCCAUUUCACCCACAGCACGCCUCCAAUCACACAUUCAAUAUUACCUAUUCCAGAGGCCAGGCAGGCGUCAGAGUUGCCUCCAAACUUGUGCGUGUUUCUGCCUCGACUGGAACAGGAGUCCAAACCUUUUACUAAUUCUUCAUUGGGCUACAGUGACUUCCGCCGUUUGCCAAGUACAUCCAAUCAUCUCCAUCAAUUUUCAUUACCGGCCAGCCGUUCGCAAGAAGAAUCCCUGACAAAAGCACCCGCGCCAUUGUUUAGAUCAGGCCCACUCAAACACCCAUUUCAGACGGAAUCACCAUUCUUGAAAUACAAAGCGUAUCAGAGUCACUUUACAUUUGAUGACAGUGAAGGAUUCAUUCGUCAAGUCAAACGAAAGUCUGAAGAUAACGAAAUCCUUACCUUGCCCUUGUCGGCUGCCUCGAGUCAGAAGCCCGCACUGUUACAAUCUGAACCCCCUACAACUGCUGCACUCUACUCUCAAACAAAUUCUAUCCUAAAACGCAAAAAACAUCGCGGCAAAGCAACUAUACAUAAUAAUCCAGUAGACCUUGAAAAACAUCAAUCAACCCCCAAAGCUAUAGAAAGAUACUACGGUCGAAGCUGGCGUCGAGAAAAAUUGAUAAAGGAGAGAUUAUUGCACGAUGUUGAUGCAAACCUUAUGCAGAAAUUCGUAUCAAAUUCGAAUCAUCUAUCAAUUUCACCUAGAGAAUUAAUUGACAGUUUUCAUCCUAAAAUCCAAGAAUUUUUAAACUUGAUCGGCUUAGAACGUAUCAAAAAGUUUCAUACACACUAUCUUCAAACAAACAUGGAUAAACUUUUGGAUAAUUACUUAGAGAUCUUGACCACAUGCUCUGAAGUUGUUUCGUCUAAUGGUUUACAUACCAACAUGGUACAAGAUAUCCGUGAUGGUUACAAGUGGCUCAUAGAAAAAUUAGCAAGACUUCCAGGAACUCAAUUUGAAUAUUUACCACUUGUUGGGAACACUGUAGGACCUGAUGAAAACGCUGUCUUCAUGAAAACGUUCGAUGGGCUUUCUAUAUAUCGUGGUACAGUCUUUUGGUUAGCUCAUCCAUUAUAUGACAGGAGACGUAACAGAGUGGCCACCACCUAUGUCCUAGAAUUUAUGCGUCAAAAUCGAAUGCAUUGGAUCAAAUAUCUGACGCCUUCUACGGCUGGUGAGUUAUCAUCGAAGACUUUGUUAAUUUGGGCAAAAAGGGUAAGACCAUUGAAAUAUAUCAGUCCACAUUGAUGAGGAUGACAAGCGAGGUAAUUAAGGUCAAAGAAGUGGUAUAACCAUUUGAUUACUUUGAUCCCAACAAGAAAGGAUCACCGCUGACUGAUAAGCCUGAGUUACGAUGAUUUUCGAAGUAAUGCAACUUGAAAAAUAAUAAUGUCCUGAAGUCAGUUGGUCAGAUGUGGCAGCUCCUUGAAAUGCUUCCGUCAAUUACCAUGUUCAGAGAGGAUAGGUUUGAGGCAAAGAGCUCUAAAGUAUAUAUAUCAAACUCAAGUCUGCACGCAUACAACAGCUCUUUUCCUCCUCUACAUUCUUUUGUAUCCCAAUUCCUUCAUAGAAGUCUACCACCCCCGCAUAUAGAGUACGUCAAAUGUGUAGAAAUUGGUUAAGGACCCUUUGUUAGAAAUAAACUACCCGCAUUCUUCCCAUUAUAACAAGG